Messenger RNA from Exophiala dermatitidis NIH/UT8656, 3120 nucleotides. RefSeq lists its product as uncharacterized. Lineage: Eukaryota; Fungi; Ascomycota; Eurotiomycetes; Chaetothyriales; Herpotrichiellaceae. The record is from RefSeq and is a predicted model, not a curated record. Gene Ontology annotation, cellular component: nucleus. Gene Ontology annotation, biological process: regulation of DNA-templated transcription; DNA-templated transcription. Gene Ontology annotation, molecular function: DNA-binding transcription factor activity, RNA polymerase II-specific; transcription cis-regulatory region binding; zinc ion binding. The transcript has 3 exons. The coding region runs from base 1 to 3120 and encodes 1039 amino acids.
AUGCAGUCCUCCAAACAUAUGAAUACGAACACGCAAAGUGUCUCUCCCCAACUCACUCGGAUAGACACCACUGGCACCUCCCAAAGCCAGUCCCAGUCGCUGUCACCCACCAACUCUCGCAAACGAUCCAUCGACCAGGUUCUGCAGCUUCAACUUCAACCUCCGGAGCCCCUAGCACACAGCGCCAGUGGCACGAUCUCACGCAAAGGCCGAGCAUGUCUCUCGUGCCGCAAACUCAAGGUCAAAUGCGACAGUCUCGAACGGGGGGAUGCCGGAUGUUCGCGCUGUCAACGACUGGGACUGGACUGUAUCACGUCGAAACGGAUGCGCGUCAGUCUGUCGGAGGACGGUGAAGGGGGCGGUGAAAAUGCUCAUCCUGCCAUCGUCCGGCUGGAUCGGGCCGUCGAGGAUAUCCUGGCCAGGUUGAAAAUGCCGCCUUUGGACUCGUAUCUCAAGACGCAUCCGUCACAGCAGCAACAGCAACAGCAACAGCAACAGGAAGAGUCGGAGCAACAGACCCAAAGCCAAGCUGACUCAAAGACGCGGCCAUCGUUGUCUCCAGCCGCGGAGUCCAAGACGCAAUAUCACCAACCGCAACCCGAUGCCACAGGCCUCACUGCACCAGGCUCAGGCUCAGGUUCUUCCAAUUCGCAUCCACCCGGACUCACCACUCACCACUCGUCGUCUAACCACCUGAACUUAGAAUCCAACGCGCAGACCACGCGCGAGAACUCACGCGAACCCAACGCCGAAGAUGCGCAUGAAAUGGCCCCAGCGCCAAUGGGCAGUCUCUACGAAGUGACGCAGCUAAACACACUCCGAAGCCGACUCAAGUACGGCGACCCAGCACGACGCAACUCGCGCAAGAACAUGGAACACGACCUGAUUUCCAUGGGGGUGAUCAGCCUCGACGAAGCAGAAGAGAUGUUUGUUCUAUUCAAAACCUCACUGUCGCGAUACCUGUUCGAUGCACCGAUCCACGAAUCGCGAUCAUUACUGUCUGUGCGAGAAUCGUCGACUUUGUUCUUCACGGCCAUCAUCACAGUCACAUCGCUCCAUAUCCCCGGCAAGGAGAAGAUCCACGCCGCGGCACACAAGCACCUGAGGGAUCUGAUCGCCACCUCGUUCUUCGACCGCUUCCAUACCCUCGAAGAUAUCCGGGCUUUAUGUAUUGCGGCCUUCUGGCUCCCUGACCUCAGCUGGAAACUGUCGGGCCACUGUGUCCGGAUGGCCACGGAACUGAACCUGCAUCAAGCAUUCUUCAAGGCAUUGUAUUCGCAGCAGAAACAGUCGGAAACAGAACGCGGACAUGCCUUUGAGCGUGCGAGACUAUGGUAUCUUUUGUAUGUCCUCGACCACCAUUUCAGUAUUGCCUAUGGUCGACCCCCUGUGACCACGGAGUUGCAGGCCAUCAAGGAAUACGAGGUUUUUUUAAACGCGCCCGAGUGCACUACUUCCGAUCGACGGGUCUUGUCGCAGGUCACGCUGUUUAUUAUCCUCAGUCGCGCUUAUAAUCAUUUCGGGCUUGAAGCUGAGCGACUGAUGGAUGGUGAUGACGAGACUUUGCGCACACAUCAGCGGUUCAUGGACGAUUUGGACAGCUGGAGGUAUCAGUUUCGACAUGCGCUGAAUCGUGAUUCUCAUGUGGGUGAUUAUCCGGGUGUUGGCGUCGAACUCCACUACCACUUCGCAUCCAUGAUGCUCAACUCCCUCGCCCUCCGCGGCCGCAGUCUAGCCACCAUUUCGUCAACAUCGACCCUUCCAUUAUCGUUACGCCCACUGGCCUCCCACGCCAUUCUGUCAGCUCACCAGAUCCUGGGCAUUGUGCUCCAAGAGCCAUCGAUCCGCGACUCCAUGGUCGGUGUGCCCCUGUAUUUGCACACGGUGAUUGCGUUCGCCGUGGUGUUCUUGAUCAAGAUGUCGUCACGCUGGACGGGUAUUGGAGUCAAUAUUGAUCCGGAAGUCAAGACGCGGCCCUUGAUUGAGGCUGUUAUUGAUUUGUUUAGGGCUUGUCGCGCGGGCAGGAAUCAUAUUUUGUAUGCGAUGGCGGAUGGGUUUGAGAGGUUGUUGGUGAGGAAUUUGGGGAAUAAUAAUGGGAAUUCGAAUGUGAAUGGGCAUGCAACCAACGGGAAGGGGGAAGAAUAUGAUGGCCAUGUUGGUCGUCAACAACAGCAGCAGACCCAAAGUCAACAUCAAGGUCUGGCUGUUGGCCCUGCACUGGCUGCCAGCGACGGCGGCGGUGGUAGUAGUCAACCACGACUCGGACCGCAACGGCCAGCAGAAGGAGGAGGAGAAGAAGAAGAAGAAGAAGAAGAAGCAGCAGCAGCGGCAUCUCUACAGCGUCUUGUUCAACAGUCACGGGCCCAGCAGCAACAUGGCCCGGAGAUAUAUCUACAUCACCAGCAUCAGCAUCAGCAGCAUCAACCUCGAUCUAAUGGUGAAAGUGGUGAAAUGACACAGGUCCAACAUUACGGAGAGGACAGCAGCUUUUUGGCUCAACGACAACGACAAUUGCAUCAUGGGUAUUCCACAACACCGCCUACUGGAGUAGCAUCUCCAGUGCCACGUUCAGCAACGGCAGCAGCAACAACAACAACAACAAAUACUAAUGCACCGCAUACCGUUACGAACAAGCCCGCAGAUGCAAGGUCAAAUGCGAAUACGGACACAAACGCGAGCAGCAAUAAUAUGAGUCUGAGCACCAACAAUGGCAUGGAGGUCGAUGACCAUCGUCAAAAUGCCGAUACCGGUCCCAUUGCCGACACAAAUCCACUAAGCGGGCCUGGACAUGUCUCUGCCUCCAGACCAGAACCAGGACAUCCGCUCGAAUCUGGAGCUGGAUCAGCAGGAGCAGAAGUGGAAACAGCAGAACCAACAGAAUCAUACUACUACGAAGGCUGGCAGACCGAAGACGACAUGCUCUGGAGCAUGGGCAUGGGCUACGAUCUGUUGGCCAUGGCGCCGGACGUUAAUGCUUUGGGACUUGGCUUGGGGUAUAAUGGGCUUUUUAGUCCUACUGGUAUGGGUAGUGGAAACGGGUGGCCCGGGCCGGGGUCGGGUGGUGAUGGAGGAGGACCAGGAGCAGGAGCGGGACCAGGACCGGGAGAGGGGGGAUGGUAG